Messenger RNA from Paramecium sonneborni, 1607 nucleotides. The record is from the annotation of a GenBank genome assembly. NCBI's taxonomy places the organism in Eukaryota, Ciliophora, Oligohymenophorea, Peniculida, Parameciidae.
AUGCCACCAAGAAAAACUUAAACGAUAAAAGAAGUUAUGAAAGAGAGUUAACCAAUAAUUGAAUAAAAAUUGGGAGCAACCAGAAGUAAGAAAGUUAAAAAAAAUGAAUCAGAAGAAGAUUCUGAUUAUGUUACUGCUUCUAGUAAAUCUAAACAAAAAAACUCUAACGCUUCAUCAAAAGUUAAAUCUACCUCAAAUAAACAAAAAGAAUCUCUAAAUUAAUCAAAAGAUGAUCUUUAAGAUAAAUUGUCUCCUGAACUUAAACCUUCCAAUCAACGUCAAAAAGCAAGAACUAAGGCUGAAAAAGUAUAAGAUAAACAUAAGUAUGAUUAUUUUAGUUAAUUUUGUUCUAGUGCCAAAACAACUUAAGUGUAAUCCAAAUAAUAGAAUGAAGAUGAAAACAAAAAUCAUGAUUAAUAGAAUAAUCAAGAUAAUAAAAAGGAAUCAGAUUAACAAAGAAAUUAAUUAGAGGAAGAAAACAAAGAAGUCGAUCUAAAUUAAAAUAAAGGAAAUGCUAUUGAUAAAAAUUAAUGUGAAAAUAAAGAGGAACUUAAUAAAAAUUAAGAAUCUAAUAAUAAAUCUAAUGAGAAUAACAUUGUGUAAGAAAACAAGGAUCCUAAUGAAAAAGAGAAUUAAGAUAAAGAAAAUAAUAAUAAAGAAGACAAUUAAGAAGAUUAAAAUAAAAAAGCAGAUGAAAAUUAAAAUUAAAAUUAAAAUUAGAAUGAAAGAGAUAAUAUCUAAGAAUUGGGUAAUAAGGAUAAUUAGGAAAAUCUUAUUAAUUAGUAGAUUAUCGAAACUGAUUAGAAAGUUAUGAUCCCUCAAAUUUUAGUAAGUGCUCCAGAAAAUGAAGUUAAUAAUAAACAUGAAUAAUAAAAAGAAAAGUAAGGUAAUGAGGAGGAAGAAAAAGAAUAAUUAGAUAAAUAAUAAACUAUUGUUUAACCAAUAAAGAAUUAAGAAUAAACAGAAUAAAUAGUAACAGUGGAUAUAGUAUUUUGUUGUCAUAUCAAUCUUUUAGAUAAUUGCAGUGCUGAAUAAUUAAAAGUAAUAACAAUAUUAUAUUUUAGAAUGCCAUAGAAUUUAUAAUAUAAUAAUUGAAAGAGAGGGAAAAGUUGACUUCGAACAUUAAGUUUAGUAUAGUACGUUUCAAUGAUAUAAUAACUAAUGAGAAGUUACAAUAAUGUUAGGUAAUUGAUUUAUGUGAUGAAUGUGAUAUUCUAUAGAGUCUUGAUGAAAUAAAAGAGAUUGAAUAGGUAGAAAUAAAAAAAGGAUUAUAUUAUGGUUUAAAAGUUGCUUCUUCUAUGACUAAAUGGAGAAAAGAAAACAACAGUAAAAGCUUUAGAUACAUUAUUCAUAUUGCAAAUUAAUAAUUAGAAAUAGAUAAUUAAUCAGAAGAAUUGGAAAGAAUAAUUUAAGAUAUGAAUAAUUAGAAUAUUAGAUACAAAUAUUUAAGAAUAGAUAAAAAAAUUGAUUUAGAUUUUGAUGGUAAGCUAUAUUUUCAAAAGAAAUUGAACAGUUAUGAAGAAAGUUAUUUGAAAGAAUUUGGAUGUCUUAAAAAUGUUCUUAGUAGCAUUAUAUUAAGAGAGCUUCUUCAUGAGAAUAAUAAAUGA